AUGGAGAAAAUUGAAGAUGAAUAGUAAAUUGAGAACUAAGAAUAUCAAAGAAUAAAGGAUUUAUUAAUUGAUAUUGAUGAAAUUGAAAGCGAGAAAACUAAAGGUUAAUCUUGGAGAUAAGAUUUAAAGGUAGGAGAUUUAAUUGAUGUUUGCCUAGAAUUACCAAAAUCUUAAAGGCAAUAUGUAUGGGUUCAAGCAUUAAUUAUUUCAAUUACUUCUUUCACCUAUCUUGAACUAGACUUUAUUUUCGAUAAUUGGCAGAAUAAAAAAUACAUAAGCAAAUGGUCUAUCAAGAUUGCUUAAUUCUAAAGCUAAACAAAAGAAUCAUAUGAAAAAUAAAAUAAACUCCAAAAAAAAAUGAUUAUUGAUUCUAUUCAUGAUGAUGAUUGGAGUAGAUCUACAAUUGGAGAAAUCAAGGUGAUAGUUGAACCUAAAAUUAAUUAAAUAAUUAAAAUGGCAUUUGUUGAAUUUAGAGUAUUUUGCAGAAAUGGAUACUAAGGAUGGACCUUUUAAUUUGAUGAAUGGAUGCCAUUAAAUUCUCAAAGAAUUCAGCCCUUUCUUUCAUAAUCUUUGUAUUUUCAAAAAUCGUACAAGAAAUAAGAAAAUAUAUAAGAUUAAGGAUUAGCAUUUACUUGUUCAGCUUUUAGAACUAUUUUGGAGUUAAAUUUUUUAACUGAAAAUGGAAAAUAUGUAGAUAAAGCUACUUAAUACGAUGAGUCUCUACUAUUUAUAGCAUGCUAUUUUGGCAGAUACGAGGUUGCUGAAUAUUUGAUAUCUAAAGGAGCUGAUCUAAACAAAAAGACUUAUUACUAACUUUCUCCUUUAAUUGCUGCAGUUUAUAAAGGACAUUUCGAUAUAGUAAGGCUAUUGGUUAGAAAUGGUGCUGACAUAAAUUUAAAUACUAAAAAUCAUUAUUAUGAAGAACAAAUCUGGUCCGAGCACCCAAAGGAUGAAACUAUACAAGUGAUUUAUGAUAUUUAGGAAUUUGAGAGAAUCAAACAUAUCUUAAUACAACAUUUUAAAAUGCUCAAUGUAGAAUAAGAGAAACUCGCUUUAAAAGAUAUUAAUAAAAACAUUCUAAGGAAAGUUAUUUCUGAAUAUAUUUGA
This is a messenger RNA of Stylonychia lemnae, 1107 nucleotides long. Lineage: Eukaryota; Ciliophora; Spirotrichea; Sporadotrichida; Oxytrichidae. The record is from the annotation of a GenBank genome assembly.